Leptidea sinapis is the source of this 1379-nucleotide messenger RNA. RefSeq lists its product as uncharacterized. The transcript has 7 exons. Lineage: Eukaryota; Metazoa; Arthropoda; Insecta; Lepidoptera; Pieridae. Gene Ontology annotation, molecular function: protein binding. The coding region runs from base 113 to 1090 and encodes 325 amino acids. The record is from RefSeq and is a predicted model, not a curated record.
GAAACCCGAGAGGUCGCGGAUUCGAGUCCCACAUCAUUUAUACGUUUUGAUUGUUGUGUCAGUUGACGAUCCUCCAGAGUAUUGUAUUCGAGCUGAUCCAGCUCUGGAAAGCAUGACGACACAAUUUUUUGGGAAUCCUGGCAUCUUAACAUUUGCUGUUCCAUUUAUCACUCAAAGAACACCGGCUCUGUCGUUAGGCACAACUGCAGACCAAGCCAAACUCGUUGUUGGUUACGCUGACACCUCAAUAAAAGUCUACGACAUGGAGACACAAGAGGCAGAAACAACAUACAAAGUGCAGAAGUUGCGACUUCAGCUUAUACCAAAGAAGUUGCAGCGAUUACAUUUUGGCCAAGUGUGUGCCGUGAGGUGUCACGAUGACCGACCAACUGUAUUUGCUUCCGCUGCUUGGGAUAAGACCGUGCGAGUCUGGGACAUCAGAUGCAGUGUCGGCUGCGUCAUGACAUUUGAAGGAGUCGAUGUUUGCAGCGAUAGCAUUGAUCUAAAUAGAGACAGCCUAAUUGUUGGCAGUUGGCAACCGACAGAAGCAUUGUCCGUUUGGAAUCUGGUGGCUAAAAAACGAGAAUGUAUAGUGAGAGUGCAGAACAGACGACCCAAUGUUGACGGUGAAUACAUUCACGCGUGUCGAUUCUGGAGAUCCAAGGAGUUCAAUCGCAAGGGUAAGUACGGCAUUAUUGGCGGCAGCGGCACCAACUGUGUGGAAGUCAUCAACCUCCACAACCGAUACAUUGCAUGUUCGUACCCCGCGCCCGGUACCAUCACCGCCAUCACCAGCUUCAACGAACGUAUCGCGUUCUCCGGCACGGCUCCCGUCCUCACCAUCGUUACCUUCCACGAUCCGAAACACGAGAAGUACUGCCCCGAUCCCGAGCCAGAGUUUGAUUAUACUAAAGAGCCACGAUGGUUCCCCGAUGACGUCACGGACUCCACCGAUGUGACGCAGCAUAUUGACAUGGACGAAGUUCACGCUGCUUCAGCUAUUAGUCGCCCCGGUAUAUCAUCAAUUAGUCGCCCCGGUAUGUCUUCUACGACUCCAGCAGUUAGGUCUGCUACGAGUCGAGAACAAUAAAUAUUAUGUUAGCUAAUAUUUAUUCAUCUAAAGUACAUAUUCUUGUAUUAUCUAAUUCAUUUCAUUGCAAGUUUGUGCUGUGAAUAAAAUGCAUCUUUUUAUAAAAAUAUUUCGUAUUACUACUGCGCUACUGUUUCUGCUAUAGAAUAUUAUACAAUCGGAAUCAUACUUUAAAUGGAGUUACUUCAUUUACCUGAACAAUUAUAAGUUGACUCUUGUAUGAACUUUAAGUGGCGUUACUCAAACAAGGUAAUUUUUUUUAUAUCAAGGAAUGUUUUUGAACUUUUUG